CAAGAGAACUCCCAGAAGACCAGUCCACUAGAUUCCCUCUACAGCCUCCUGCCCUUCAUCCUGGUGGAUGACACCAAAAGGGCAGAGCCCAGCGCAGAGCAGACAGCCGUGCGGACCAGUACUCAGACCCAGGGACAGCUCAGCCUCCUCAGAGCUGGAGCCCCACUCUCCAACUCGCGUCUCGCCAUCGCUGUGUGCCCCCCUCAACGACAUGUACCCCGAAGAGAGCCGGGGGUCUGGAGGGGUAGCCACCGUGGACUUCCUGGAAGGGACUUAUGACUAUGCCGCCCCCACCCCUGCCCCGACUCCUCUUUACGGCCACUCCACCACUGGCUGCUACUCGGCUCCUCUGGACGCUCACGGACCACCGUCCGAUGGCAGUCUUCAGUCCCUGGGCAGUGGGACGACCAGUCCACUUGUGUUUGUGCCCUCCAGCCCACGGCUGAGCCCCUUUAUGCACCCGCCCAGCCACCACUAUCUGGAAACCACUUCAACACCCGUCUACAGGUCCAGCCAUCAGCCGGUCCCCAGAGACGACCAGUGUGGUACCCGUGAUGAGGCAUACGGCGUGGGCGAGUUGGGAGCUGGAGCUGGGGGGUUUGAAAUGACCAAAGAGACCCGUUUCUGCGCUGUGUGCAGUGACUACGCGUCUGGAUACCACUAUGGGGUGUGGUCUUGUGAGGGCUGCAAGGCCUUCUUCAAGAGGAGCAUCCAGGGUCACAAUGACUAUAUGUGCCCAGCGACAAAUCAGUGCACCAUUGACAAGAAUCGGAGGAAGAGCUGCCAGGCUUGCCGUCUUAGGAAGUGCUACGAAGUGGGCAUGAUGAAAGGAGGUAUGCGUAAGGACCGCGGACGUGUUUUGCGGCGUGAAAAACGACGGGCCUGCGACAGAGACAAACCAGCCAAAGACCUGCCACACACAAAGGCGCCCCCUCAUGACGGAAGGAAGCAUGCAACGAGCAGCAGCAGCACAAGUGGUGGAGGAGGAAGAUCCUCUUUAAAUAGCAUACCUCCUGAUCAGGUGCUCCUCCUGCUCCAGGGUGCUGAGCCUCCAACCCUGUGCUCUCGUCAGAAGAUGAGCCGACCCUACUCGGAGGUCACCAUGAUGACCCUACUCACCAGCAUGGCCGACAAGGAGCUGGUUCACAUGAUCGCCUGGGCCAAGAAGCUUCCAGGUUUUCUGCAGCUGUCUCUUCACGAUCAGGUGCUGCUGCUGGAGAGCUCGUGGCUGGAGGUGCUGAUGAUUGGGCUCAUUUGGAGGUCCAUCCACUGUCCCGGCAAACUCAUCUUCGCACAGGACCUCAUCCUGGACAGGACUGAAGGCACAUGCGUCGAAGGCAUGGCCGAGAUCUUCGACAUGCUGCUGGCCACAGCGUCCCGCUUCCGGAUGCUCAAGCUCAAACCUGAGGAGUUUGUCUGUCUCAAAGCUAUCAUUUUGCUAAACUCUGGUGCAUUUUCUUUCUGCACUGGCACAAUGGAGCCCCUUCACGACAGCGCGGCAGUGCAACACAUGCUGGACACCAUUACCGAUGCGCUCAUAUUUCAUAUCAGCCAAUUGGGAUGCUCGGUUCAGCAGCAGUCAAGAAGACAGGCCCAGCUGCUCCUGCUGCUCUCCCACAUCAGGCACAUGAGCAACAAAGGCAUGGAGCACCUCUACAGCAUGAAGUGUAAGAACAAAGUGCCUCUGUACGACCUGCUGCUGGAGAUGCUGGAUGCUCACCGCAUCCAUCGCCCAGUCAAACCAUCUCAGUCCUGGUCCCAGGGUGACAGAGACUCUCCCACCACCAGCAGCACCAGCAGCAGCGGCGGGGGUGGCGGCGAUGAUGAAGGCACCUCCUCGGCCGGUUCCAGUUCAGGACCUCAAGGCAGUCAAGAGAGCCCGAGGCAUGAGAACCUGAGCAGAGCGCCCACAGGUCCAGGUGUCCUGCAGUACAGGGGGUCCCAUUCCGACUGCACCCGCAUCCUAUGAAGGUUUAAAGUCAUUUUUAUGGAUGGUUUGUGUCGAGAAUUUUAAAAAAGGGGUUGGUGAAUUAAAGAUGGUGGUUAUAGUCAAGUUUGCAUGAGAGAAUAUUUAUAAAUGAGGUGAUUUUAUAGCUGUUUAGUGAGAACCUUCUCAUUGGAAUUGCACAGCAGUCUGAAUUUCAGUGCUGUCAGCCUUGUACGCUGCCUUUAAUGAUAUCUGUGAUUUUCAAUCAGCUUUCCAGUGCCGCUUAUCAUUUCCAAAACAGCAGAUGUUUAAUGUUUCAAACAACGAGCAGCUAAUCUUUCUGUUCAUUCGCCUCGACCAAAGUGCACUUCCUCUGUGAUUUAAGAGGCUGAUGGGCAUUAUUUUUUCAUAUAAAGGAAAUAAGAGAAAGAAUUACACAGGAAAUGAUGGUGAAACUAGUUCAAAUCAACGUGGAAUUCAUGUGCUUAGAUGCCGGCAUCGUUAAAAAAUAGAUAUCAGGUAAUGUGGGUGAGCGCACCCAAUUUUUUCUCUGAUAUAUCUGAGAAAAAAUAUUUUAGUGAUGGCAAUUUUGAAGUGAGGAGUGGGAGAGGAUGUAUCUGUUGAAUUUUAAGUUGGCAGAAAUUGUGCGAUCGAGUCCUAAAUAUCAGUCGGCUGUUUGUUGGGUGACGUCUGUGUACAGGAGGAUUGUUCUCUGUGCUAACCUACGUCAAAUCCUUUUUCCUUACUCUGUUAUGUGGCCGUCCGUGUUCACUGUGCACGUGUGUGGUUAGCAGAGAGACUACACGCUGAAACAGGUAAUAACGGUGUUAAAAAAGAAGUCUCCAAAAUGAAUAUAUGUCAACCUAAUUUCUGUUAGUGGCUGAAUUGGAUGCAGCUGAAGAAAUAAAACACCUAAAAGGAAGAUUUUUUUUCUCUUUUAGUUGGCUUACAAAUUCCUGAGGUCACGUAUUCAAACUGUUUUUGGGUCUGACUAACAGCCUGAAAUGGUUUCAACGCACAGUGAGGACAAAUUUAACAGCCAGCUUGCCAACUUUAGAUUAGCUGCAACAGUGCAGUCAGCCUGGGGGUUGUUUAGCCUCUGAAUAAUUUGCUACAACAUGUCACUCAACGUUUUAGGCUUAAAAUUUUGCAUCAGAUUAAAUGCACAUUUUGGACUGCAUAGAAUAUACCAAUAUACGUUAUAUAUUGGUUGCACUGUGCAAAAGUUUGUUUUUAUUUUGCUAGGAAAAUGAGAAAUAGAUGCAGGGAUUUGUUGAAACCUGUGAAAACAUGCAUAAAAAUACAGUAUAUAAGGUAAAAACAGUUUGUACAGAUGUAAUGACCUUGAAAGUCAAAAUUUGGUCUAACCACAUUUAUUUUUUAAAGCAGCCUUAACUGGCUUAGGCAAACUUUCUUGUGAUUUCUUUAAGUAGUCUUCAGGAAUAGUUCUCUAGGCUCAUUGAAGGACAUUCAAAGCUCUUCUUUGGAUGUUGGCUGCUUUUUGUUCUCUUGUCUAUGAAGACGACCCCACACUGCUUUGAUAAUUAAGGUCCGGGCUCAGGGAGAGAUGCUUUCCAGAUAGUAUCAAUCCCUUAUGCUACUUUUGUGCAUUCACAAUUCCUUCAAUUUUGAGAAGAUCUCCGACCUCACUGAAAUGCAGCCCCAAAACCCUGACAGAACGUCCACUCACACUCUCUGUUGUUCCUCUCUCCUGACCUUCUCUGCACAUAUUUAAAAUGAAUUGAACCAAAAGUUGAAAGUUUGGGUUUAUCAGCUCUUUUAUCAGAAGGAUUUCACUUUCCCUUACUGUUCAUCUGCUAAUCAGAACUAUUACUUCUUCUUUUGUCCUCCAGUUUUUAAGUUUCCGCUAUUUUGCAAACCCUGUUGGGAUACGCUGGGAUACGUUUUUGGGAAAUAGCUCUUUCGGAAUCACCUUGUUGGUGCCAAAAUACUAUUGUGUGCCUGUCAAACUGUGGUAUUCUUGGUAUUUUUGAUAUAUUUGGCAAAAGAAAUGGGAACAAAUGAUGAUUACAUUUUUGCAACAGGAUGCUAGCAACAAAGGUCAGGGGAGUUUAAAAGUGCUGCUUUGCUAAAUUGUCUGUACUGUUUAUACACAACACUGGUCCAUCCCUUGAGUUAGGUGCCUUUUUUAUGCUUAAUUGAUUUAUAGGUUAGUGUUAAAGAAAAAAAUAUGGUGUGAAAGAACCAAUGUCCAAAGAAAAACCGAAAGACCUUCAGAAAGGUCAGAAAACUGAAAUUACAAGGAAGUUUGGCUCCUUGGAAGCAAAAUAUAUAUAAUACAGUACACUGUAGAUUAGUGUAAAAAUGUCUUGGAUGCCCUGGAACUCAGGUCAACACAUUUUUUUUUUAAACACAAUGAGAUAAGAUUUUUCAAAUUAGGUUUUGGUGACUUCUUGUUUGCACUAUCAUUGGCUGUUUCAGCGUAUAAGGCCCCGGCUCUGCCUGCUUCCUUCCUUCCUCUCUUUCUCUCUACGUUAAUAAAGCCGAUGCACACAGCACUCUGCUCACUAGGUGUACCUUUCUCUUAACUUUGUUUGCAGUCACACGGCAUCUGAUUAACUGCACACAGUCACACUUGGGAAGCAGGGAUGAGUCCGUAUUUGACACCUUUUGCUCAACUGAUGGUUUGCUAGUUGCGUUUUUAAGUAAUUGUUUUAUUAAUCCAGUUGCAUUUGGGGGACAUUAAAUGUUUUUACCCAGCCUUUAGUUUGUUGAUGCAAAAAAUAAGUACUUUAACACAGGAGCCAAGCUGACUCCAGAAAAAAAAAAGCAAAAAAAAAAAAGCAACUGAAUCUGGGAUCAAAACACAGCUUCUGUAGCGAUAGAUACGAGUCUGGCUGCUAUUCUGCGUGCUUUCAAUGCAAAACACUGCCAGCCCAAACAUGAAAUUACCUGCAACCUGUGAUGAGUGGAAACUGCAGGCAAUUAAAAUUUAUGUUGCCAGGGGAGAAGCAUUAAAAAAAAGAGGCAGCUGCAGAUUUGUGUCAUUUGAGAGACGUGUGGAAAGCCUCCACACAUGAUCAGAACAUCAGAUUUGGAAGUGUAAAUCCAGCCAAACCUGCCUUGACUGUCGUUUGUUUACUGUGCAUACAAAUAAAAGCAACAAGUAUUGUUCAUCACC
Neolamprologus brichardi is the source of this 5069-nucleotide messenger RNA. RefSeq names its product estrogen receptor 1 (gene esr1). Gene Ontology annotation, biological process: regulation of DNA-templated transcription; steroid hormone receptor signaling pathway. The record is from RefSeq and is a predicted model, not a curated record. NCBI's taxonomy places the organism in Eukaryota, Metazoa, Chordata, Actinopteri, Cichliformes, Cichlidae. Gene Ontology annotation, cellular component: nucleus. Gene Ontology annotation, molecular function: sequence-specific DNA binding; zinc ion binding; steroid binding.